Messenger RNA from Amphimedon queenslandica, 905 nucleotides. RefSeq lists its product as uncharacterized. Gene Ontology annotation, biological process: cell communication; metal ion transport. The annotation marks the transcript as partial. Lineage: Eukaryota; Metazoa; Porifera; Demospongiae; Haplosclerida; Niphatidae. Gene Ontology annotation, cellular component: membrane. The record is from RefSeq and is a predicted model, not a curated record. The transcript is spliced from 7 exons.
AGGAUAUGCCUAUCCUGCUGGCUUUGGAAUGAGACCUAUUGCAGAAACUUUUUACACUAUUGAGCCCCUCAUACCAUCAGCCAGGGAGGGUACUAUGGGUCCGGUGUCUGUUACUGUGUAUAAAUCUGGUAAUAUUUUUGCUGCUAGUUCGGUUCAAAUCACAACAGUUAUGUCUUCUAGUGCCAAUGCAGCAACAAUUGGUACUGAUUUGCAGACACAGUCUUCCACUGUUAAUUUUGCUGCUGGUCAAACUUCAGCUGUUACAAAUUUCAGUUUCAUUAAUGAUGCCAAUCCAGAACCAUUUGAAACAUUUUUGGUUGGUUUUGUUCCAGGCCAAAACAUUAAUAUUGGAACGCCAUCACAAGCUGAGCUGGGAAUAAUUGAUGAUGACUCUGUCACUAUAAUGUUUGGUCCUGUAACUUACACUGUCACUGAGGGUGACAGUAAUGUAAUGCUUAAUAUCACAUUUGUGACAUCUCAACCUCUUCUUGAAGCAUCCACUAUUAGAAUAACCAGUAUACCAACUCCUGGAGCAACUAAUCAAGCUACUGCUGGAGUGGAUUAUGUGGCUUUUAAUCAAACCAUCACUCUACCUGCUGGCUCUACAGGACAUUAUUACACUGUCACCAUCCUUUCUAAUUCAGAGGCUGAACCAGCCGAACAAUUCAGUGCAUCUUUAGAAUUUGUUAGUGGAACUCCAUUGACAGUUACUGGACCUGAUGCUACUGUAACUAUUAAUGAUGAUGAUGCCGAGUCACUAACUGUAUCAAGUAUUGAAUCCACUACUUCAUUGAAUGUAAUACCAUCAACCAGUAAUGCCAAGAAUAUAUCUACUACAACAUCAAUUGGGCAUAGUUUAUCAAGAAUAAUACCAUCAUACAGUAUUACAACAUCUUUGAUGACCG